Choloepus didactylus (southern two-toed sloth) is the source of this 1212-nucleotide messenger RNA. It is a transcript of the gene SNTN, whose product is annotated as sentan, cilia apical structure protein. The transcript has 5 exons. Bases 22 to 420 code for a protein of 132 amino acids. The record is from RefSeq and is a predicted model, not a curated record. Gene Ontology annotation, molecular function: protein binding; transition metal ion binding. NCBI's taxonomy places the organism in Eukaryota, Metazoa, Chordata, Mammalia, Pilosa, Megalonychidae.
CACACAACAGGAGUGCAAAGUAUGUGUGGCUGUACACACAGUACCGGGGACCAAGUGCUCCACUCAGAAGGGGAGCCCCAUCCUUCUGCAGCCCCAACAUCCACCUUUGCACCUAGGAAAAUGCCCAAAAGCAUGUCAAUAUCCAAACAACUGGCUUCAAUAAAAGCUCUGGGGAAAGGCUCAGAUCUGGAAAAAGCCAUGGUCACCAUUGCUCUGAUUUUCAGAAACUCUUCAGACCCUGAUGGUAAACUUGGAAAAGCCACUGCCAAAAAUCUGCUGCAAACCCAAUUUAGGAAUUUCACUGAGAUUGUAUUCAUAGGGAAGAUAUCCAAGAAAAAAGGAGGCCUCUUGCAGCGCUUAGAAACACCAAUAUUUAUUGGGACAAGAAACCAAACCCAAAUACAGAGCGAUCCUUUCUGAACUUGAUGAGCACACAGAAAAUAAGCUUGAUUUUGAGGAUUUCAUGAUCUUGCUCUUAAGCAUCUCUGUAAUGUCCGAUCUGCUGCAAAAUAUAUGGAGUGUAAAAAUUAUGAAAUAAACAGCUUUAAAAACAUAGUUAGACAAAAUAGAGGCAAAAGAUGGUGUUAAAUGAUUAGAGUUUUCCAUCUUAUUUUCAAUUAAUUGAAUACAUGAUGAAGCAUCUGGAAUUGCCUGGUUUGUUUCUGAUUUCUACUAUUCAGACCCAAUAUUAUUCUAAAAGCUUAAUUAUGCUCUUCAGUAAUGUUAGAAUUAUAUUGUCCCUGGGUGCUUUGCGAUCUGAUAGAUUUUAUACCACUGAUUGGCAAAUUGCUUUUGCAGAGUCAGAAGUGACCUAGAGCUCCCUCACUCAUGCAUUCAACAGUAUUUGUUGAGUCUUACUUUAUGAAAGGCAAUACUGGGGAUAAAGUGAUGAAUUGUCCAGACAGUCCCUUCCCUCAUGGAUCUUACAAUUUAGCAUAAGAGAUGGAUAAUGAACACCUUAUAAAUCAAUUGCAUAUGUAACUAUAAUUGGGAUAAGGGCUACAGGAUGCUAAAAGAGCCUCUUACCUGACCUGGGCUCAGAGGUUAGAGAAGUCUCACUGACAUUCAAUAAAUGGCAAAACAGUAGGGGGGUGAUCUAAGAUGGCGGCAUAGAGAGGAGUGGAAGCUAAGUAGUCCCCCUGGAACAACUGAAAAAAAAAACAGAAACAGCUAGUAAAUAAUCCAAAAUAACUUCGGGGGACAAACGGUACC